This is a messenger RNA of Eruca vesicaria subsp. sativa (arugula), 489 nucleotides long. The record is from the annotation of a GenBank genome assembly. Lineage: Eukaryota; Viridiplantae; Streptophyta; Magnoliopsida; Brassicales; Brassicaceae.
AUGGAAAGUCUCUCCAUGCCUCUGUCGCCGUUUCGGCUUCAGACACAGACCCGACUUACAGUAAUUACUACCCGAGCGAGUAUCCGAUCAUUCAAUCUCAAUUCGACAAGGAUUUACACGAAAGUUAGAGGUUUGGGAGGAAAUCGAAGAGAGCAGAAUGAUUCGAGAUUCGUCGAUGAAAAUGGCGGAGUUGACGACAUGGAAGGUUACUUAGAUCAUCUCUCUCUCGAAUACGACUCCGUCUGGGACACAAAGCCCUCCUGGUGUCAGCCAUGGACGAUAGUGGUGACGGGUUUAUCAGUAGUGGCAUGUAGCUGGGGAAUUCUACAUUCGGUUUUAGCUUCAUCGCUUGCUGUUGGUUUAAUUAGCGCUUGGUGGUACAUUUUCCUUUACAGCUACCCAAAGUCGUAUUCAGAAAUGAUUGCUGAAAGAAGGAAAAGAGUAGCUGAUGGUUUUGAAGAUAUAUACGGCAAAAACAAGACUUCUUAG